Hippoglossus stenolepis (Pacific halibut) is the source of this 1911-nucleotide messenger RNA. RefSeq names its product ubiquitin domain containing 1a (gene ubtd1a). The transcript has 4 exons. The record is from RefSeq and is a predicted model, not a curated record. The coding region runs from base 498 to 1199 and encodes 233 amino acids. Gene Ontology annotation, molecular function: protein binding. NCBI's taxonomy places the organism in Eukaryota, Metazoa, Chordata, Actinopteri, Pleuronectiformes, Pleuronectidae.
GUCACAGAAGUACCGUAGCUUCUCCUUCAAACAUGCCGUAAGAGUUUGACAAGGGUUUAUUGUCUGUUAAUAGGUUUAACAUGUUGCCUUUGGGUAUUUCUAUCCUGCCGCUAAAUACAGCUGAUAGGAUUAAGGCUUCUUCUGGCCCGGACACUCAAAUUACUCUCCCCAUUAAUUGCACCUUCUUCCAUGAACCGAUUCCUGUGGUAUUUUUGGGGGGUGAUGGAUAUUAGAAUGGAGUGGAGGGAUAGUGGUAAUUUGAAGUCAACUGGGCGAGUGUCACGACCAUUAGCUGAGCUUUAAAUCGGCGAAGCAGUGGCCAUCCAGAUCAGGUGGGGUUGUCUCGUCAACUGCACUGCGUGUUUGCGGAGCAAGCUGGUUGCACACAGCUGGUGUUGUGCUCUUCCUCCUCAGGCCCCCGGCUCUGUAGCUCAUUAUUGCAGACUUUUGAUGUGCAGUAGUUCAACUCGGACUCGAACCUCAGAGAAAGAGCAGCUAUGGGAGUGCCGAACUCCAGAGAGUACAACUACUACCAUGCUCCGAAUACACCCUUUAGGAUUUUGUUGAAAAGACGUAAUGAGCCCCUCAAGAAGGAGCGUCCAAAGUGGAAGAGUGAAUACCCAAUGACGGAGGGCCAGCUGAGGAGUAAGAGGGAUGAGUUUUGGGACACGGCUCCGGCCUUCGAUGGACGGAAAGAGAUCUGGGAUGCACUCAGAGCUGCAGCUCUGGCUGCGGAGUGCAAUGACCUGGAGCUAGCACAGGCCAUCGUGGACGGAGCCUGCAUUACUGUGCCACAUGGCUCCCUGACAGAGAGUUACGAUGAACUGGGAAACCGCUACCAGCUCCCGGCGUACACUUUAGCCCCGCCUGUCAACCUCAUCUCUGAAACGUCCAGCCCGAGCAAAACCUCUGAAUCCACCCAUAAACAGGCCCAGCCCCCUCCGUGCAGACAAGAGUUCCAGCUGCGGGUGCGGUUGUCAACAGGGAAUGACGUGCGUCUGACAGCCAGCAUGGCGGACUCCAUCGCCGAGCUGAAGAAACAGCUGGAGGAGCAGGAAGAGAUCGAUGUGAUUCGCCAGAGGUGGUUCUUCUCCGGGAAGCUCCUGACCGACAAGACUCGACUUCAGGACACCAAGAUCCAGAAGGACUUUGUCGUCCAAGUGAUUGUGAACGUGAACCCUUCAGUCAUACCGAACUGAGGGGGAGACAGGGGGGCUGUGAAGCACUGAAAGGGAUGAAGGAGGUGCCACAGGGGGCUGCAGGGAGAGGAGUAGGGCCUGAAAUCACUUUCCAUUUGGUACUGCAGUGGAAUUUUCUGUACAUUUUUAUAUAAUAAAUUAUUGCUUUUAUAUUGCUCCUUUUUGUAUUUUCCUUUUUUCCAAAUGAAGUAAGAAUAUUGAAAAGCACUGAAACACUUUAGAGAAAAAGUAGAGUCCUAAGAUGUGCGUCCAAAUGUCUGUCUGUGUGUCUGUGUGUUUGUGUUGACCAUUAACUAGUUGUUUACAUGGACCCUCCCUCCCCGUGUCACGUGUGUUUACUUGUGCUUAUUCAUAAACUAAAUCUGUUAAAUCAUCUCUGGGAUCCACAGAAGGAAAAAUCCAUUCUCCUAUUAUUUUAUUUUAUUAAAUUUUUUUUCAAGAUUUCUGUCAUGCAAUUUAAGAAACAGGCUGAAGAUGAUAGAAAAAGAAACAUGUAAAUAUCAGUUUCCCACAUGUGCUGUUUGGUCUUGCAACUAUAUGCACACUACAUUUUCAAUUCACACUCUUUUAUUCAUAAUGAGGUCACGGAAUGCAAUGAAUGAUCAGUUUUGUUUAUCAUUCUCAUCACUCCAAACAAGAUACUGUAUUUUUAUUUACAAUACGAUGCUCCACUGUACUUCGAUAACUUAUCAAUAAAUAUUGUUAAGUCUAA